Messenger RNA from Iphiclides podalirius (scarce swallowtail), 267 nucleotides. Lineage: Eukaryota; Metazoa; Arthropoda; Insecta; Lepidoptera; Papilionidae. The record is from the annotation of a GenBank genome assembly.
AUGUUGUACGCGAUAUGUAGUGCAGCAGUGUCGCAGGGUGACAGGUUAAAAAGGAUCGCACCACCGCCGUUUAUUGUUGGAGGUGGUAAAGAAAAAACGGAAUCUCGCGCGGGAGCGGAGCGGGCGCGCUCCGUACGUUUCCGAACUGAUAGCGCGAUACGAGUGCAGUCGUUGUACGAAUUCAAGGCCUGGCGCUGCGCCCGCGCACCGCGGCGCGAACUGCAGCGCGCACACGGCCGCGCGCACGCACACUCACGCGCGCGCGAG